Anastrepha ludens (Mexican fruit fly) is the source of this 1481-nucleotide messenger RNA. RefSeq names its product cdc42 homolog (gene Cdc42). The transcript has 4 exons. The record is from RefSeq and is a predicted model, not a curated record. Gene Ontology annotation, molecular function: GTP binding; GTPase activity. Lineage: Eukaryota; Metazoa; Arthropoda; Insecta; Diptera; Tephritidae. Gene Ontology annotation, biological process: small GTPase-mediated signal transduction. Bases 163 to 738 code for a protein of 191 amino acids.
AGAACAAAGAAGAGGAAGCAGUGUGUGGAAGGAGACGUGAAUAAGAAGUGGAGGAAAUUAUUUCAUAGAGCCCAGCCCCAGCUAAAAAAUAGUGAUUUUAACAAAAAUAUACCCAUAUUAGGCGAAAGCGGCGCUUAAACGCAAACAGACAUAUAAACAACUAUGCAGACCAUUAAGUGCGUUGUAGUCGGUGAUGGUGCCGUGGGUAAGACUUGUCUACUGAUCUCUUACACGACCAAUAAAUUCCCGUCGGAGUAUGUGCCCACCGUAUUCGAUAAUUAUGCCGUGACUGUGAUGAUCGGCGGCGAACCCUACACUCUGGGCCUUUUCGAUACAGCCGGUCAGGAGGAUUAUGAUCGUCUACGUCCGCUGUCCUACCCACAAACAGACGUCUUUCUCGUGUGCUUCUCAGUGGUCAGUCCCAGUUCAUUUGAGAACGUGAAAGAGAAGUGGGUACCAGAAAUCACGCACCAUUGUCAGAAGACGCCUUUCCUUUUGGUUGGCACACAAAUCGAUUUACGUGACGAGAGCAGCACUUUGGAGAAAUUGGCCAAAAAUAAACAAAAGCCCAUAACCAUGGAACAGGGUGAAAAACUAGCCAAGGAAUUGAAAGCGGUUAAAUAUGUGGAAUGCUCCGCUUUAACACAGAAAGGUUUGAAGAAUGUUUUCGAUGAGGCCAUCUUAGCAGCGUUGGAGCCACCAGAACCAUCCAAGAAAAGGAAGUGCAAAUUCUUAUAAUUUUAUGUAUUUAUAUACUAUAAAUGGCAUUAAAUAGCAAGAAAAUCCACAAUAACAACAAAAUAAGCUUGCAGCCGCGUAUGAUUUCUUUCUAUGCCCAGAAAAUCAAACUAAAUUUGUAAAAGUUUGUCGAGUCGAGUCAACACUUGAUUGAAGUGUGUAAACAGUAAUGUAGUGUGGUGGUAAUGGCGAAAAGUAAAAAAAUACAAUAACAAAAAAUGUAUGGUUAGCGUCGAUAGAGUUGAAUUGUGUUAGGAAGGAAAGGGGUUGUCUAUAAUGUAAAAUGAACACAUGGAAAUAAACAUACACACAAAUAGCAAUAAAUAGCGUUUCUUCUAAAAAAACAACAAUAAUAAUUAUUGAAGUAUGGCAUUGUAUAAUUCAGGCGUUCGUAUUGCAAUUUUUCUAAUACAUCUUUAUACGAUGAAAUAAAAAUUAUCAAAUACAAAAUUAUGUAUGUAUACGCUAUAAAUGCAAAAGUAAAUACAAUGAAUUAAUUAGAGCAAAAACAAAAACAAAAAACAGCAAAGUAAUAAUACAAAUAUGCAAGUUACUGCAACUCUUCAAUUUAAAUUUGAUAUUUCAAAGCAAGGAGGACGCGAUUGACAAACACACACACAAACAUAAGCGUUAAAAAAUAUAAAAUAAAAUUAAAAGUAACCACAAAAAAUACUUACAAUAAAAAUUAAACAAAAAAUGAUUGUAGUUCGGCAUUACAAAAUGAACUAAUGAUGCAUUUUUAA